AUGGAAGCUUUAUUCUUUAACAUAAAUGAUGGUUACUUGGAAGGUAUUGUGAGAGGAUAUAAGAGUGCUAUACUCACUUCAAAUCACUACAUUAACUUGACGCAAUGCGAAACUCUUGACGAUCUAAAGCUUCAAUUAAGUGCUACGGAUUAUGGUAACUUUUUAGCUAAUGAGCCUUCUCCUAUUGCUACUUCAACUAUACAUGAAAAAGCGACACAGAAAUUAGUCGAUGAAUUUAAGUACGUUCGUACUUUGCAUGAACGUGAUACUCAUGAAUUGCUUGAGCGAUGUCAUCCACUUGGAGUGUUUGAUUCUAUGCCUGCAUUAUGUGUUGCAACUAAUGUAGCAGAAUUGUAUGAUACUGUGUUAGUGGAAACUCCUCUUGAAAUCACAUUAUUAGCUCCAUAUUUCAAAAAUUGUCUUUCGGCAAAUGAUCUGGAUGAAUUAAACAUUGAAAUUAUUCGUAAUACGCUUUAUAAGGCGUACCUUGAAGAUUUUUAUAGGUAUUGCAAAAGUAUUGGUGGCGCAACGGGACAAAUGAUGAGUGAAAUUUUAGAGUUUGAAGCUGACCGUCGAACCAUUAAUAUUACGAUAAACUCUUUUGGCACAGAAUUAUCAAGGGAUGAUCGUGCAAAAUUGUUUCCUAGUCUAGGAAGAUUGUAUCCUGACGGACAUGCCAAACUUGCAAGGGCGGAUGAAGUUGAACAUGUUAAGAAUGUCGUUGAGGUUUGGGUGGAAUACCGUCCCUUUUUUGAUAAUAGUCUGACAUCCUUUGGUGGUGCUGCUACAAGCGAAGCAAAGACACUUGAUGACAGAUUCUUUGAGCAUGAAGUUCAUUUGAACAAGCUUACAUUCCAACAACAUUUUCAUUAUGCAAUAUUUUAUGCAUUUUUGAAACUUAAAGAACAAGAAAUUAGGAACAUUGUAUGGAUUGCUGAAUGUAUUGGCCAAGGACAAAAAGAAAGGAAACAACCGCCAGUUUCCGAGACCACGAGAAAAUUUGUCCCAAAUUUCGUUAUGGAAUCAAUAGAGACUACCACUAAGGAUCCUGCAAAGAUUUAUGCGGCCAAAGUAAAAGACAAGGUGUUGCUUCUUGAUAAUCCGUUGAAAAGCUCUAAUGAGAAGAAGAAGAGAAUGUUGCUGAAAAAGAAAUUCAAAGCGAUGAGUGCGAAAGAAAAGAAACAAACGAAGAUUUAUGAAAUUCCAAAAGAAUGUCACAAAUAUGCAAUUUUUAUUCCUUUACAUGAGCUUUGGCUUCAAUAUAUUGAAGAGCUAUAUGGGAAAUCAAAUCCUAAUAGUUUUGCUCAAAAAUUAUUGAGAGCUGAUUUUCACGGAGCGAUUCUUACAGUCUCUAAAUCAAAAUGCGCAUCUUAUGUUGGAGUUACAGGAAUUGCUAUCCAAGAAACAGAGAAUAUGUUCAAGAUAAUUGCAAAAAAUGAUAACAUGAAAUGUAUUCCGAAAGGGCAUAGUAUUUUCACAUUUCAACUUCGUGAUCAUAUUUAUAUUUUGUACGGUGACCAAUUUCGAUACAGGUCAGCAACGAGAGUUACAAAAAAAUUCAAGAAUAAACCGUCGAUAGACUUAUGA
Messenger RNA from Funneliformis geosporum, 1587 nucleotides. Lineage: Eukaryota; Fungi; Glomeromycota; Glomeromycetes; Glomerales; Glomeraceae. The record is from the annotation of a GenBank genome assembly.